Vicia faba (fava bean) is the source of this 414-nucleotide messenger RNA. NCBI's taxonomy places the organism in Eukaryota, Viridiplantae, Streptophyta, Magnoliopsida, Fabales, Fabaceae. The record is from the annotation of a GenBank genome assembly.
AUGGUUACAGAAGGAGAAAACUUACCUUUCAAUGGAGUUCUUCAUGCUCUUACUGCAACAAUCUUUGUUCUUUUCUUGGUAGGAGCGGCUGAAGGCAUAGUGAUGGGCGAAGCACCGGUAGGAGGGAUAACAACAAAGAGUUCUUACUUUUAUAAUUCACUGGUUGAUAGAAGAAAUGUUCUAUCUAUUCACAUGCACCACUCUUUUCUGGAGAAGAAGCCAAAACGUAAACGUAACAAGAAGAGUAAAGUUGGAGAAAACACUGCAAAUAAAAUGAACAAAAAGAGGAAGCUUAGUGAAAAACAAAUGAUUUUGUUGGAAGAACACUUUGGGAAUGAACACAAACUUGAGUCAGAAAGAAAGAUAAACUUGCAAUGGAACUUGGUUUGGAUGUUUCUUCUAUGGUGUUCUUGA